Arabis nemorensis is the source of this 531-nucleotide messenger RNA. NCBI's taxonomy places the organism in Eukaryota, Viridiplantae, Streptophyta, Magnoliopsida, Brassicales, Brassicaceae. The record is from the annotation of a GenBank genome assembly.
AUGGCGGCUUCAUCGUCGUCCUCCGACGCGUCCUCUGAUUCUUCGGACUCUCAUCGCCGCCGUAAGGAUCGCCGUCGCCACCGUCGAAGCGAACGAGACAGAGACUCUCUCAAGGUGCGUAAGAAGAGCCGAUCCAGCUCAAAACGAAGCCGUAAACGCCAGCACCCUUCCGAUUCCUCUGAUUCUUCUUACUCCGAUUCCUCCAGAGGUGAGAGCUCAGAUAGUGAGCACGAGAAGUCACGAAAGCACAAGAGGCAUGAAAAGCCAAAGAAGGCUAAGGACAAGGAGAGAAGCAAGAGUCAUCGUCACAAAAGGCAUAAGAACAGAGAAAGAAAGAAGGGGGAUGGAGAAGGAAGCAGCGGGCCUGUUAAACUAUCCAAGUUUCUGAGCCGUGAUAAGGAUGAUGGUGACCGUAGAAGUGCUGUCUCAGGGAAAAAGAUUCUGCUGAAGGUUGACAAGUCGAAAGAGGACAAAGCUGCAGAGAGCAAGAGAAAUGAAUUGCUUAAGUUCUUGAAUGCAAGUUUCGACUAG